This is a messenger RNA of Necator americanus (New World hookworm), 237 nucleotides long. RefSeq lists its product as uncharacterized. The transcript has a single exon. NCBI's taxonomy places the organism in Eukaryota, Metazoa, Nematoda, Chromadorea, Rhabditida, Ancylostomatidae. The record is from RefSeq and is a predicted model, not a curated record. Bases 1 to 237 code for a protein of 78 amino acids.
AUGUGUCUAUAUUCCUUCUGUACAAUAAAAUUUCUUAUCAACCACACGUUCUCGGCAUACAAUCGGCCGGCUCAACUAUCCCCAGAGAUUCCUGUUCUCAAGCUGGAGAAGCAUAACCGUCGACGGUGUAUCAAUAAAUACCUUAACUCGAGAUAUUCGCACUGUCUCGGCACCUCGCCGCCGUUGGCGAUGCCGAUCUGCAUGACCGCGAUGAGCUCAUUUUUUUACAGCUAUUGA